Colias croceus (clouded yellow) is the source of this 3617-nucleotide messenger RNA. It is a transcript of the gene CLIP4, whose product is annotated as venom protease-like. Lineage: Eukaryota; Metazoa; Arthropoda; Insecta; Lepidoptera; Pieridae. The transcript is spliced from 9 exons. The record is from RefSeq and is a predicted model, not a curated record. Gene Ontology annotation, molecular function: serine-type endopeptidase activity. The coding region runs from base 63 to 2024 and encodes 653 amino acids. Gene Ontology annotation, biological process: proteolysis.
AGGAGUUAAGAUUUUCGCGUCAGUGUUACCGAGUCUCGCGAAGUGCGUACGCGCCGGUCAGAAUGGCGCGCAAUAUUUUAUUCGUUUUUUGUGUUUGUUUUUGUGUUCAAUAUGUUUUUUGUCAGUUUGGUUUCUUCCCCAAUGAACGCCAUCAGCAGCAGUCGUUUUUCCAACAAUUCCCAACCCCGAGGAGAAUCAACCAACGAUUAAGUUCCUUGCUACAUCUACAACGUGAGACUCCAAGCAGCAACCAAGAACAUAUAUAUCCAUUCAACAAUGGACAAAUUAGUAAUCAAUAUGACGAUUCGUACCGCAGACGUCCAAAUCGAGUUAGAUUCCCUAAUCAAUAUACCGAAGUACCACAAGACUAUGUUAACUUUGAUAACGAUAGACCAACAGAGAAUUACCUGAACAAUCAGAAUAAUCCGAACUUUAUACAAACAAAUGAAAAUCAAGCAGAAAACCCCAUAAGAGAUAACAAUAACAAUGCCAAUUCUAAUGGCUUGAGUUUUCAAGAUUUCAUAACUGGCAUGAAUUCUAACAAUCCAACGUUUGGAGAUUCCUUAUCUAACAAUGUUAAGGAAGUAAACAAUGGAAAUUAUGAAGGAGAUUCUAAUGCACAAGUUGAAUUGAAUACAAACAAAACUGAAGUUGAUAAUACACCAGAGCCUGUUAUACCUUCAAGCGAAGCGCCAGUACCUACUGAAGCAGAAUUUGAGGGGAAUACAAAAGCACCAUUUAAUGAUGAAAAUGCUAAACCAGAUGAAGUUGUGAAUGGUGGAGUAAACAUGGUCUCUUUUGGUGAUAGAGCCGGCGAAAUUAGCAGUACACCUCGAGCUAUCUUGACUCCAGUACCACCGUCGCUAAACAGGAAUAACGGAUUUUCCAACUUUAGAGAGAGAUGUACUACAGUGGAAGGAGGCUCCGGGUCUUGCAUCAGCAUAAAAGCGUGCGAACCGUUCGUCAAGUUGUUGCAAACACCUAAAAACAGCAGAGUUGUCGAUAUCUUGAGACGGUCGCAAUGCGGCUUCGAAAAUGACAUCCCCAAGGUGUGCUGUCCUCUCCCUGGCAUUCCAAACACGCCACCAACCGCUCCCCCUACCGCGCCACCAACCACUGCCCCCACCGCUCCCCCCACAGCUCCCCCUCCCGUGACGUCAUCAGAAACCGCAGCAGGGAAGUCAGCGAUGACGUCAGACGUGGCAGCCAUUACUGCUCUACCAGAGCCUCCAGUGUGCGGUGUUAGUAAUGCGUCUUUCAGUCGCGUCGUGAAUGGGAUACCAGCUAAACUUGGUGACUUCCCCUGGAUGGCGUUGCUAGGUUACAGAAGCCGUGGGUCCACCAGUUGGAAAUGUGGGGGAUCCCUCAUCACCUCGCACCAUGUUCUUACGGCUGCUCAUUGCAUACAUAAUCGGGAAAAUGACUUAUACGUAGUGCGUCUAGGCGAGCUAGAUCUAGCUAGAGAGGACGACGGAGCGACACCCGUGGACGUUCUUAUCAAAAGCCUUAUCAAGCAUGAGCUGUACAACCCGCAGGCAUUCACAGAUGAUAUUGGCAUUCUUGUCUUGGAGAAGGAUGUUCCGUUUUCAAGUCUCAUCCGGCCGAUCUGCAUUCCGCAGGACGAGAAACUCCGCGCUCAAACAUAUGAGAAGUACAAUCCUCUCAUAGCUGGCUGGGGAGAUGUGGCUUAUCGGGGUCCCAAAGCCAGCCACUUACAAGUGGCCCAAUUGCCCGUAGUAACCAACACAGCGUGUGCAACUGCGUACAGCAUGUACAAGCAGCAAGUGAUCGACGCGCGCGUGCUGUGCGCCGGCCACAAGGACGGCCGCAUGGAUGCCUGCCAGGGCGACAGCGGCGGCCCGCUCAUGCAGCCUAUCUGGAACCCUCAAACAUACACCACCUUCUUCUUCCAAAUCGGCGUAGUUUCAUACGGGAAGAAGUGCGCAGAGCCUGGUUUCCCGGGCGUGUAUACAAGAGUCACCCACUUCGUGCCCUGGAUACAACAGAACGUUAUUGGAUCAUAAGAAAAAAACGAUGCCUUAUUUAUCAGUCGCUGAUAAUUUAUGUUUAGUUCUUAAUCGUAGUAAGUAGGUAAUUUAAAAUAUAUAGUAGGGGUAAGGAGAAUGGUCUCUAAAGAUAUGCAUUAGGUAGAAUGUAUUACUAUAGCUUUGGCUUUGAAAAGGAAUAAAUUUAAACUUGUAGACGUAGUGAAGUAAUCUGCAUUAAAAAGUAUUACCGUAAAAAACAAAACUUCAAGUAUGUAUUUCUGACACGUUCACAAAUUUGGAUAGAGAAAUUAAAUUCCCUUUGGAAAUUGUUCUUUGCCUCCAACAACGGUAUAUUCAUUAAACGCUUAUUAAUUGAUAUCAAUUUAAAAAGAGACGGUUCUCCUUAACUAUACACAUUAUAAUAAUACUACGGACCAACAUUUCGUAAUCAAAACCUUUAAAAGUUCAGUUCGCAUAUAAAAAGAGACUAUUUGUCGGACAUAAAUGUCUUAAAGUUGGCCCGGUUUUUAUGUAUUACUAUUCACUACACUAACUACUAAGUCACGAUAUUCAUUUUAAUAAAUACUCUUCUAUAUUAUAGCAAUUAGUUAUAUUGAAACCACAAUUAAAACAUUACCAUAUAAAAUACGAACUAAUCAGCAACUCGCGGUUGAUUUGUUCCUUGGUGGGUUACCAAUUAUAUAAUACUAGCUUACCGUCCGCGGCUUCGCCCGCUUUGACUAAAACCUAAUAAAUUAUAUACUUACAAAAACCUUCCUUGAGAACCACUCUAUCUAUUUAAAAAAACUGCAUCAAAAUCCGUUGCGUAGUUUUAAAGAUUUAAGCAUACAAAGGGACAAGGGACAGAGAAAGUGACUUUGUUUUACUAUACGUGACGUUGUUUACUAUCUAGUGAUUUCAACUGAUACUAAAUUUCGAAUCUCAAGUAUGGAUAACAAUGAUGAUGACACAUAUGAAUGAAUAUAAUAUAAAAAUAUGUAAUCGCAACAAAGUUGUUUAUUUUACAUUAUUUAACAAAGUUGUUUAUUUAUAUAUAAUUACACUGCAUUAUGUAUAAUAUGUUUUAGGUAGACGUUUUGGUUUUAUAGCGUUUAUGAUCAUUGUGUGUCACAUAUUUAGUUAAUUAUUAAAGAUAUAUAGAGAUAAUAGUAAUGUAUUUCUUUUAAAACAUAAAUCACACAAAUGUGAAUAGAAAGUUUGAAUUUUAUACGUUUUUAUUGUAUAGAUUUAAGCUCACAAGGUUGUGAUAUUUUUUUAUUUAUAUCAAAUGUUCAAAUAAUAGAUUAAAAUAUUUAUAUACAUAAUAGUAGAGCCCUUUUGUGUAUCAAUGUAUUAUGUAUUUUCAUAUCUUUAGUACUUUGUUAGUUUAUAUACCAAGUAAAAGUUUAUUUAUUAUCUUUUUACUUUGCUCUCUUUAUGUUUAUGUGUAAAAUAAGAGUCUCACUUUCCUUGUGAUUAUACAUAUGUAAGAAUAGAAAAGGUGUUUUUUUUUUAAAUGUAAGUACGAGUAAAUAUAAGUAAAGUUAGUAAGUUACCUAAUGAAAACAGAAGUUUUAAAUUUAAAAGCAAGAAGUGAACUUAUCGAUAUAAUAAACGAUAUUCAUCGUG